This is a messenger RNA of Spodoptera frugiperda (fall armyworm), 2091 nucleotides long. RefSeq names its product OTU domain-containing protein 7B. The transcript is spliced from 10 exons. The record is from RefSeq and is a predicted model, not a curated record. NCBI's taxonomy places the organism in Eukaryota, Metazoa, Arthropoda, Insecta, Lepidoptera, Noctuidae. Gene Ontology annotation, biological process: protein K48-linked deubiquitination; protein K11-linked deubiquitination; protein deubiquitination involved in ubiquitin-dependent protein catabolic process. Gene Ontology annotation, cellular component: nucleus; cytoplasm. The coding region runs from base 205 to 2007 and encodes 600 amino acids. Gene Ontology annotation, molecular function: K63-linked polyubiquitin modification-dependent protein binding; cysteine-type deubiquitinase activity; DNA binding.
AUCAGUCUAUUUUGUUUUUGGUUUUUACAAGUUCUGCGCGCAGUAGAAAGUGGUGUUUAUUUGUAAAUAUUGUAAAAAAGUAAAUAUUCAUAAUUUUUGUGUGUUUACAAAUUGAUUCGUGUUAAUAUCGAAAGUGACAGUGUUUUAUGGGAAAACAUCGUACAAUAAGGACUUUUUUCGUUUUAUAAGGGUAGGUAGUCCGGGAUGGUGAUGGAAGCCGACCCGAUAGCUGGCAAACAUAAUGAUGAAAGAGUGCACGGCGCAUCGUUGAAGGCGCGGGCGGGUGGUGACGUCAUUUCUCCCGAGCGCUCGGUCGGCACUCUCGACCUUAACAUGUCUUUCACGGCCCCUUCAAACCUGGUGCUCACACCUGCGCCUGAAUGUCGCAAGCUCUCGCGAGGUAUCUCCCGCGCGACAGACAAUGAGGGUCUUGUGUGGGCGUUGCGCAACAAUACUGAGCCUGAACCGAACACAAUCAAUUCGGAUCACAUACUGUUGCUGCCAGAUAUUACUGUAUACCCGCCUGAUUUCAGGACUUUCCUAGAGAAGGACCUUCUAGAGACUGCGACUCUAGUGACACUAGAAUCUGCGAACAUACUGAACUGGUGGCGCCACGGCCGCGUGCCUGGUGCGCCUCGUCUCCUGCCCCUCGCUACUUCGGGAGACGGCAACUGCCUGCCUCACGCGGCCUCGCUCGCAGCGUACGGGUUCCACGACAGAUUGCUCGCGCUGCGGACCAAAGUUCAGGCUCUACUGUCCGGAGAGGGCGGCGAAGUACUUACUAACGCAAUAAAACGUCGCUGGCGUUGGUCGGAGAGCAUAUCCUUGCGGUCGGCAGGGUUGACACCUUCGGAGGCCGAGUGGGAGCGUGAGUGGGCACAAUGCGUGACGGCCGCGUCGCCGGAGCCGGCGCGCGCCACCCCUGCCGCCGCGCCGCACUACGCUGCCUUGGAACAUCUGCAUGUCUUCGCGUUGGCACACGUCAUGAGGAGACCUGUUAUUGUCUUUGCUGAUGUCGCUUUGAGGGAUUUCCGAGGCGACCCAAUAGCUCCGAUCCCGUUCGGCGGUGUGUACCUUCCCCUGGAACUGUCUCCAGAAGCCUGCAGCAAGACGCCGAUCCUGCUGGCGUAUGACGCGGGACAUUUCUCCGCACUCGUGCCGUGUGAGCCGCUGCCGUCAGAUGGCGCGCGCGUGCCACUCGAGGAUAGUGCGGGCAAUCCUAUGCCUAUAAGAUUCAACGUAGACCCCGGCGAAGAUUUCCCCUGGGACGUGGAGCCAGAUCAGAAGACGAUAAACAACAUCCUCCCUGACGAGUACCAGCGCUCGGCCAUGUUGGCAGCGUACCUCGACCUUGAACGGAUCGAGUGCAUCUCCCUCAACCAACCGUCUGAAGAACUGCGAAGAUCCUUGGACGCCCUGUCCACCAAAAGUUCCAAGCAGUUGAACUCCGUUGCCAAACAAUUUGGUAGCAUCGGGAGGUCAAUGAGCAGUAAGCUGAAGAAGAACUUUGGUUCCAUGGCCAAGUUGGCGGGGGGGAAGAGUAGUGGGAGCCAUAGUAACCCUGAGGAGAGUCUGAUGAGGAGGCAGUCUACUUGUGAGGUGUUGUGUUGCAGGGUCUUGGCGGCCAGGGCGCCGGUACAGGAGGAGAUGGUCAAGAAUUACCUUAAUGAGGCUUGGAUCGGAUACACAGCCGAAAAGAACCGCAAAGAGCCAGUGGGUCCGAGCCAACCUCGCUACGGUACAGGACGCUCACAGUUCUACGCUGAGGCAGAGAGACCGACGGCUACAACAGCCCCUACAAGUUCAUCGAGCGAGGGGGUGCGGGCCAGUGGGGGAAAUGGGGGGAGUGGGGGACGCGUGGGCGGGGACCGUACCCUGUACCUGUCCCGCUCGACGUUCUACGACGACCGGCCGGCCGAGCCGCGCCCGUGCCGCGCGCCGCUCUGCAUGUACUACGGCAGCCCGCAGCUAGGGGACUACUGCUCGCGCUGCGCCCGACUGCAGUAAGUCACGGUCUUAGGUUAUUGCUGGCCUUCUAGAUUGGUGGGAUUGGGUUUAUACUGCAUCUUGAUUUAAGUAGUUAGAGGCCCA